Andrographis paniculata is the source of this 1082-nucleotide messenger RNA. RefSeq lists its product as uncharacterized. The record is from RefSeq and is a predicted model, not a curated record. Bases 97 to 894 code for a protein of 265 amino acids. NCBI's taxonomy places the organism in Eukaryota, Viridiplantae, Streptophyta, Magnoliopsida, Lamiales, Acanthaceae. The transcript has 4 exons. Gene Ontology annotation, cellular component: nucleoplasm; mitochondrion. Gene Ontology annotation, molecular function: cadherin binding.
AGUUAGGCUUAAUGAAUAAAAAAGCGUCGGCAUGACAAGCCUAUUCUGCAUUUCCAGCAUCCCAAAGGAUCCGUUCGCUGCAUUAUCGGAGAAGCCAUGGCGAGGAGUAUAUCAAGGUCUCCGUCGUACUCGAGGAGGCGACACUCGCGGUCUCGUUCUCCUGCUAUCAGUCACCGUCGCCGCUCUUCCCUACAGGAUCGUACGCGCUCCCCUCACAGUAGGAGAAGAAGUCGUUCAGGUACACCUCAUCGAAGACGAAGUCGUUCUCCAGCUUUGAGGCAUAGGAAGAGCCCUUCCCCUGCUCCCAGGGGUCAUAGGAGACAAAGAAGUCGAACUUCCUCUGAUUCCCCUUCACCAAGAUCUCGCAGUCCCAGUUCAACAUCGGCUGAUCGCAAGCAUGGCAAUGAAAAGUUAAAGAAGGAAGAAGAAGAAAAGCAGAGACAGGUGCUUGAGGCAGAGCUUAAACAACUAGAAGAAGAAACUGCAAGGAGAUUGGAGGAGGAAAUUCGGAAGAGGGUUGAGGAGAAGUUGGGUUCUGAAGAGAUUAGAUUAGAAAUUGAAAGACAAAUAGAAGAAGCUCAGAAGAAACUAUUUAAUGAUGUCGAAGUUCAACUUCAAAAGGAGAAGGAAGCUGCUCUUGCUGAAGCAAGGGCAAAAGAAGAACAAGCUCGGAGGGAGAAGGAAGAAUUGGACAAGAUGCUUGCGGAGAACCAAAGGAAGGUAGUGGAGGCGCAGAGGAGAGAAGCUCUUGAACUUCAGAGAAAAGAAGAAGAAAGACUGAGGGAGUUGGAGAUGAUCCAAAGGCAAAAAGAAGAGGCUGCCAGACGGAGAAGAAUCGAAGAGGAGGAAGAACGCGAGCGCGCCAAGAACCGGCUAUCUGCAAGCAGAAAAUGACUGGUCUUGUUCCCUUUGCGAUAUCGAGGUACUGAUUUAGAAUUUGUAGCCACUGUUUACAUUACUAGGCAUUAUCAUUAAACAAUUUAUAAGAGUCUCUUAAUGCAUAGAGGGAGAGAAGAAAAGAACAGUGCCAUUUUGGUUUGAGUUCUUGAUUCUGGGCUUAUAGAGGGUGUCUCGUUUGUAUU